CGAUGUAGUUCGAGAAGAAGACAAAGAAGAGACGUUACCUAAGGUCGAAGAAAAGACGGUAGAGGCGGUGUGUGUGUGAAGAAGAGUUAACGGCGUUUAGUGAAGAAGAAAACGACAACGUGGGAUGCUACUGUCUGUGUCAGGGUGAAGAGAGAGGAGAGAGAGUAGUAGUAGCUGACAGUUAAUGAAGAUUUUUGUCUGUAUUCUGAAACAAGGUCGAAUGUUGGAGACUAAGGAAACAAAAAAAGCUUUGUGGCUCAUGAGGCUCUCAAAUAGCGGCACCGCUCCUCUCAACUCUUUUUAACCUAAAUCCCUAAUUCUUCUCCCCAUCCUCAUCUUUUAAGUGGCACUGAGAGAGAGAGAUAGAUAGAGAGAGAGAGAGACAAAAUAGAGUGAGCCUUUGUUUUGUUCUUGUGGGUGUUUUUAAGGUUUUCUUCUUCUUCUUUUUCUAUGUUUCCGACUUCAGUCUAAAGAGACCAGCCUUUUCUCUGUUUCUCCUCUGCCUUUUCUUUUUUUUCUUGGAUUUUUGGGUUUUGUUUCUGUUUUGAAGGAUAAAGCUUUUGAUUAUCUCUAAGGUUUCCACUGCAGAGACAAAGCAUAACACAAAAGGGUAUCCGAGUUUCUUUUUCUAUUUUUGUGUGUUGUUGUGCUUUUUAAUCGGGGUUCAAGGUUCUACAGAGGUGGUGUUUCUGGUAAAAGUUGAGACCUUUUUGAGUUGAAAUUACAGAGAGAGAGAGAGAGAUUGUGUGUGUUUUAGUUUUAAUGGGAACAAGAGCAGAGCGUAAUAAGGAAGAUUUUGUUGGUGGUGGUGGGUUGGGAUUUGGAGUUGUGGAACACUCGCAUCGAGACGCUAUGGUACUACCCAAUAAUCAUCAUUACCCAUCAUACCCAUCGCCUUCCUCUUCUUCCUUCUGUUACUGCUCUGCUGGUGUUGGCGAUCCCAUCUUCUCUGCUUCAAGCAAUCAGGGAUACACUUCCUCUCUCGGUGAAAUGUUCUCACUCGCCGGUUCUAACUCUGCUGCUGUUUCACUUGCAGAUCCUUACUUCACCUUGAGCUCUUCAGGAGAGAUGGCAAGAAGUAUGAGUGAAAAGGAAGGUGCAGCUUUCAGUGAAGCUCAAUGGCAGGAGCUUGAGAGGCAGAGGAAUAUAUAUAAGUACAUGAUGGCUUCUGUUCCUGUUCCAUCUGAGCUUCUCACACCCUUUCCCAAGAACAUGCCAAACACUAACAAUCAAGAUGGUAAGAUCUCCCUAGCUUUCUCACUUGAGCAGCUUCUUCAGAUUCCUGUUAUUGUCAGUUUCUUGGUUACAUGUGGUCUUGAUCUCUUGUUAUCAUUGACAGUGGCAGUGGCUAAAGGAGGUUCAUUGAAGCUGGGGAUUGCUUCAAACGCAAGCAACAACUCAGGUGAUAUGGAGCCAUGGAGGUGCAAGAGAACGGACGGGAAGAAAUGGAGAUGCUCUAGAAACGUGAUUCCUGAUCAGAAAUACUGUGAGAGGCACACACACAAGAGCCGUCCUCGUUCAAGAAAGCAUGUGGAAUCAUCAUCUCACCACAGUGACACUCGUCCCUCUAAGAACGAUACUAACCUGUUUGCUAGAAGUUAUCCCCAGUUUUACGGACAACCCGUAAGCCAGUUCUCUCUGCCUUCUGCUCUUCCGUCUCCCACCUCUCCAUAUGAUCACAACAGAGAAAUCAGGUGGUUUAUGAAAGAAAAAGACGCCGUAGCAACAGCUUUAAGCCCGGGGAUUCAUGAACCUGCACAGCUGAAGGUUGGAUCAAGCAGAGAGCUGAAACGCGGAUUCGAUUACGAUCUGAAUUUCAGGCAGAAGGAGCCAUUAGUAGACCAGAGCUUUGGAGUAUUGCAGGGUCUGUUGAGUCCAAACCAGACACCACGUAGCCAAGAGACGAGGCGGUUUUUCGUAGAAGGGGAUCAAGAUGAAGCAAUGGGAAGCUCUCUGACACUGUCAAUGGCUGGAGGAGCGAUGGAGGAAGCCGAGGGAACAAACCAGCACCAGUGGAUUAGCCACGAAAGACCAUCGUGGCUCUGUUCAACAACACCAGGUGGUCCAUUGGCUGAAGCACUGUGUCUUGGUGUCUCCAACAACAACCCAAGCACUAGUACUACUACUAGUAGCUGCAGCAGAAGCUCAAGCUAA
Thlaspi arvense is the source of this 2154-nucleotide messenger RNA. NCBI's taxonomy places the organism in Eukaryota, Viridiplantae, Streptophyta, Magnoliopsida, Brassicales, Brassicaceae. The record is from the annotation of a GenBank genome assembly.